AUGCCACUGUUGCACAGCGGAGAAGAGGAGCUCCUCUCAGCCAGAAACCUCAUAGACCAAAGGAACUCGGAGACUCCCCUGCUCACACCCCCAUCCCAGACUCCCCCUGCACACCCCCCAUCUCCAGACUCCCCCUACCCCCCAUACUCCCCCUGCUCACACCCCCAUCUCAGACUCCCCCUGCUCACACCCCCAUCUCCAGACUCCCCUGCUCACACCCCCAUCUCCAGACUAACUCCCCUGCUCAAGACUCCCCUGCUAACCCCCAUCUCCAGACUCCCCCUGCUCACACCCCAUGCUAGCUCGUUUAGUGACUCCCCUGCUCACACCCCCAUCCCAACUCCCCCUGCUCCAUACUCCCCCUGCUCGUCUCCAGACUCCCCUGCUCACACCCCCAUCCCCAGACUCCCCCUGCUCACACCCCCAUCAAAACCCAUCUGCUCCCCCUGCUCACACCCCCAUCUCCAGACUCCUGAUCUCCAGAUGGACAGACUCUAUCUAACUGUCGCUCAUGACUCCCCCUGCUCACCCCCCAUCUCCAGACUCCCCCUGCUCAACCCCCAUCUCAACACCCCAUCUCCCAGACUAAUCCCCUGCUCAUACCCCCAUCUCCAGACUCCCCCUGCUCAUUUACACCCCCAUCCCAGACUCCCCUGCACACCCCAUCCCCAGACUCCCCUGUUCCAGACUCCCCCUGACACCCCCAUCUCCAGACUCCCCCUGCUCCACCCCCAUCUCCAGACUCCCCCUGCUCACACCCCCCAUCUCCAGACUCCCCCUGCUUCUGGACUCCCUGCUCCACCCCCCAUCCAGACUCCCCUGCUCUCUCAACUCCCCCUGCUCACCAUCUCCAGACUCCCCCUGCUCACACCCCCAUCUCCAGACUCCCCUGCUCACACCCCCAUCUCCAGACUCCCCCUGCUCACAGAUCCCCCUGCUCACACCCCCAUCUCCAGACUCCCCUGCUCAUGCCUUUCCCCUGCUCACACCCCCCAUCUCCAGACUCCCCCUGCUCAUCUCCAGACUCCCCCUGCUCACAAUCUCCAGACUCCCCCUGCUCACACCCCCAUCUCCAGACUCCCCCUGCUCACACCCCCAUCUAGACUCCCCCUGAAGACACCCCCAUCUCCAGACUCCCCCUGCUCACACCCCCAUCUCCAGACUCCCCCUGCUCAGCUACCCCCCAUCUCCCAGACUUCUAAUAUCUCCAGAGUCAACCCCCAUCUCCAGACUCCCUGCUCACACCCCAUCAUUGACUCCCCCUGCUCACACCCCCAAGAUAUCUAUGUUGUCACCCCCCCCAUCCUUCCCCCUACUCCCCCUGCUCACACCCCAUCUCCAGACUCCCCCUGCUCACACCCCCAUCCCCAGACUCCCCCUGCUCACACCCCAUCCCCAGACUCCCCCUGCUCACACCCCCAUCUCCAGGACUCCCCUGAUCCCCAGACUCCCCCUGCUCACACCCCCACAAAUCUCCAGACUCCCCCUCAUCUCCAGACUCCCCCCUGCUCACACCCCCAUCUCCAGACUGAACCCCCCAUAAGAGGACGGACUCCCCCUGCUCACAGGCAGACUCCCCCUGCUCACACCCCCAUCUCCAGACUCCCCCUGCUCACACCCCCAUCUCCAGACUCCCUGCUCACACCCCUCUCAGACCAGAAACCCCCUCAUAGACCAAAUCUCCAGGAACCCCCAUCUCCAGACUCCCCCUGCUCACACCCCCAUCUCCAGACUCCCCCUGCUCACGACUCCCCCCUGCUCACACCCCCAUCUCCAGACUCCCCUGCUCACACCCCCCAGACUCUCCAGACUCCCCCCCCCAUGCUCCACACCCCCAUCUCCAGACUCCCCCUGCUCACACCCCCAUCUCCAGACUCCCCUACUCCCCCUGCUCACACCCCCAUCUCCAGACUCCCCCUGCUCACCCCCCAUCUCCACUCCCUGCUCCCCCCAUCUCCAGACUCCCCUGCUCACACCCCCAUCUCCAGACUCCCCUACUCCCCCUGCUCACACCCCCUCCCCUGCUCACAUCUCCAGACUCCCCUGCUCACACCCCCUCCCCUGCUCAUCUCCAGACUCCCCUGCUCACACCCCCAUCUCCAGACUCCCCUGCUCACACCCCCAUCUCCAGACUCCCUGCUCACCCCCUCAUCUCCAGACUCCCCUGCUCACCCCAUCCCCAUCUCCAGACUCCCCUGCUCACACCCCCUCCAGACUCCCCUACUCCCCCUGACUCCCCUGCUCACACCCCCAUCUCCAGACUCCCCCUGCUCACACCCCCAUCUCAUCCCCUCAGACUCCCCUGCUCACACCCCCAUCUCCAGACUCCCCCUGCUCACACCCCCAUCCCCAGACUCCCCCUACUCCCCUGCUCACACCCCCAUCCCCAGACUCCCCCUGCUCACACCCCCAUCUCCAGACUCCCCCUGCUCACCCCCCAUCUCAGACUCCCCCUGCACACACCUCAUCCCCACCCCCUGCUCUCACACCCCCAUCUCAGACUCCCCCUGCUCUCACAAUUAUCUGGAAGGCUUGACAAAGACAUAA
Oncorhynchus nerka (sockeye salmon) is the source of this 2547-nucleotide messenger RNA. RefSeq lists its product as uncharacterized. Bases 1 to 2547 code for a protein of 848 amino acids. NCBI's taxonomy places the organism in Eukaryota, Metazoa, Chordata, Actinopteri, Salmoniformes, Salmonidae. The transcript has 11 exons. The record is from RefSeq and is a predicted model, not a curated record.